AUGCUGGUCAAAUGGAGCACCUUCGCAUCCUGCCCCCUCGAUGCUUUUCGCCCGUUCAUCAUAGUGCUGUUGGCGGCUGCGUACAUCCAUGUGCCAGCCACUGCUAUUGUUGCUGUUCCAAGUUCUCAUUGUUAUACCUUCGACAGUGAUAGCCACCUUGUUGACUUCACACACCUGUCCGGGAAGAAUUUUGAAUACAACGAGGAGGGCUCAGUAACUUCUGACUUGGUUGUCCAGUUAUGCAAAGAUGUUCAGAGAAGGUCUCAGGCGGGUGGUUUCAUUGAUUUUGGCCGCUUUACCAAUCAUCGCUCUUUUGAGACUGGUUCAAAGCCGGUUGACUACAUCCAGAGAUUUUACAAUGGUGAUUUAGCGAAAUGUGAAACUACGUUUGAAGAGAUGGGCCGUACUGCACAGGUCAACAUUAUGUGUGGACGAUGCUCAAAUAAAGUAUGCAAAGAUGAACAUGGAUGCAUUUGCAGCGUAUCCUAUGAUGAAAGGAUGUGCAGGACGGUUGUUGAGCUAGCCAUUCCUUGUCCUAAAAGAGGCCCAAGAGUUUUUAAGGGUUUCACUGUGGGCUUCCACCCCAGGUCAUCCGAAGUGGUUUACAAUGGAUUGACUCAACUGGGAUUCGAACAACUUCAUCAUGGGUUUAGCUUUCCAAGUGAGCAGAUUCACGUGUCUUUAUAUCUUAGCGCCAUGUCUUCUCUCGCAGACCUAGUUGGAAAACCUACCUUCAGGGUUAAUCCGAUGAAAGGGCUUGAUGUUAUGCUUACAGGAUCAGGGGCCAAUGGUGCCGUGCCUACUGCCCUGUCUCCAACAGUUCUGAAUGUGAAUUGGAUAUGUGAAAUCAUUCGAAGCAAUCCAUAUGUGGUGAAUGUUUCAAUCCCAGUGGCGGGCUACGAUCCAAUCGAAUUCACGCUUACCAAAGAAUGUGGUUACACACAAGAAAAAGAGAGUGAUUCUAUGAGAGGGUGGGCAACAUUUGGAAUCAUCUCUUGCAUAUUCAUUGUCUUUUCGAGCCUACUUUGUUGUGGGGGGUUCAUCUACAGAAGUCGUGUAGAGCAUCAGGAUGGUUUACAUGCACUGCCUGGGAUGACUACCGUGUCUGCCUUUCUGGAUGCUGUUGGAAGACCAAGAGGCUACCUGAGAGCAGGUGAUCCUAGUGGAAAUCAUUCAAGCCAAGUAUCAUGGGAGAACACUUCUGUUACCACACCAGCAGCACAGAGGACAAAUGAUGGAAGAUAUGGGACAAUAUGA
Messenger RNA from Triticum turgidum subsp. durum (durum wheat), 1257 nucleotides. The record is from the annotation of a GenBank genome assembly. NCBI's taxonomy places the organism in Eukaryota, Viridiplantae, Streptophyta, Magnoliopsida, Poales, Poaceae.